Molecule: messenger RNA, 2697 nt
Organism: Morus notabilis
Lineage: Eukaryota; Viridiplantae; Streptophyta; Magnoliopsida; Rosales; Moraceae
Product: LRR receptor-like serine/threonine-protein kinase IOS1
Exons: 13
Coding region: 1-2697 (898 amino acids)
Biological process (GO): protein phosphorylation
Molecular function (GO): protein binding; ATP binding; protein kinase activity
Source: RefSeq, a predicted model, not a curated record
AUGGACAGUAUGAGGGUAACGGGGAGGUCCAAACACAGCUUCCUCUUUGUAUUUCUUGUCGUUUUUGCACUUGUACACAUCGUCCAUGCACAGGAUCAAACAGACUUCAUUAGCUUAGACUGUGGGCGGCCUGAUAAUUCUAGCUACAGUGAGAAAUCAACAACCAUAAACUACAUUUCGGACGCGGCUUUCAUUGAUACUGGCGUGAGUAAAACCAUAUUGCCCAAAUACAGAGCCAAUCUUCAACAGCAAAUAACAUACCUCAGAAGCUUCCCUGAAGGAAUCCGAAACUGUUACAAAAUAAGCGUGGAAAAGGGUACUAAGUACUUGAUCCGAACAACGUUCUUUUAUGGCGACUACGACGGCCAAAACAAGACUCCUAGAUUUGAUCUGCACAUAGGAGCUAAUUUUUGGGAUGCCGUGAAAUUCGACUCCGUAUCUUCGGGCGUCGUAAAAGAGAUCAUACAUACUCCUCCGCGGAACUAUGUCCAUGUGUGUCUUGUCAACACUGGAUUUGGGACACCGUUUAUACAAGCAUUAGAAUUGAGGCCUUUGAAAAAUACCACUUAUAUGAUUGGUGAUUCUCAUGCCUUGUCAUUGUUUGCAAGAUUUGAUCCUGGUUCAACCACCAAUAGUUCAUACAGGUAUCCGUACGACGGUUAUGAUCGAAUCUGGAUCCCCUUUUACGACAAUGCGUGGACUGAAUUAACUUCAUCACUCACCGUUGAUCCCGAAACUCACAUCGACUACUGGCCACCGUCCAUUGUAAUGAGCACGGCGGCAACGCCCAAAGAUGAGAGUGGUAAUUCCAUUGAAUUCCACAUUGAGCCACCAAAUGAAAGUGACAGAUAUUAUCUUUACAUACACUUUGCCGAGCUUCGACGCCUUGAAUCAGACGAUUACAGAGCUUUCAAUAUCAACGUAAAUGGAAGGCUCUUGUAUGGACCCGUUGUUCCCGACUACUUAUCAUCGACCACCAUCUACAGCACCAAACCCAUAACUGGGGAAUCAAACUAUAGCUUUUCGAUCGACAAACUCGAAAAUUCAACUCUGCCACCGAUUCUCAAUGCGAUUGAGUUCUAUACUCUGCUGGAUUUUUCGCUAUCAGAGACACAGCAAGAUGAUGUGGAAGCCAUCACUAGCAUAAAGUCAACCUAUGGUGUGGAGAGAAACUGGGAUGGAGACCCUUGUGUUCCCAUCGGAUACUUAUGGUCAGGUCUAAACUGUACCAACGAUGUUUUCGAUCCUCCUCGAAUUAUGUCCUUGGACUUGUCGUCCAGAGGAUUAACUGGGAAUAUAACCGAACACAUAUCCAAACUCAGCAUGUUAGAGUCCCUGGACUUGUCAAACAAUAGCUUAACUGGAUCAGUGCCCGAAUUUUUGUCUUCGCUACAAUACUUAAAAGUCCUGAACCUAGGAAGAAACAAACUCACUGGCUCAAUUCCAACUAAACUUAUUGAAAGAUCAAGGAGUGGUUCGUUAUCAUUAAGUUAUGAAGAUAAUCUAGAUUUAUGUGCCUCGUCUCCAUGCAAAAAGAAGAAGAAGAGCAAUAACAAUAUUCUGAUUCCGAUAGCAGCAUCGGUUGGUGGAUUGGUAAUCCUGAUUUCAAUAGCAGCAACCAUUUUAGUGACUCUGAGAAAGAAAAAGAAACCAGGUGUAACUGUGAAUGCGGAAUCCAAUGUUAUAAAUUGGAAUGAUUCAAUAUUGGAGUCUAGAAAACGACAAUUCACGUAUGCUGAGAUCAUAAAAAUGACAAACAACUUUGAGAGAAUUCUUGGAAAAGGAGGAUUUGGAACAGUUUACCAUGGCUGCUUAGAUGAUAACAGCACUCAAGUAGCUGUGAAGAUGCUUUCUCCUUCAUCGCUUCAGGGCUAUCAACAAUUUCAAGCAGAGGUUAAGCUUCUUAUGAGAGUUCAUCAUAGAAACUUGACUAGUCUUAUUGGGCAUUGCAAUGAAGGAACCAACAUGGCUCUAAUUUACGAGUACAUGGCAAAUGGAAAUUUAGAUUCUCAUCUUUCAGGUGCUAGCAAUGGAAAGGUUCUGGGUUGGGAAGGAAGACUUAAAAUAUCAAUUGAUGCAGCACAAGGAUUGGAGUAUCUUCACAACGGCUGCAAGCCACCUAUUGUGCACAGAGAUGUCAAGACCACAAAUAUCUUGUUAACUGAGAAUUUUCAAGCCAAACUAGCUGAUUUUGGUCUUUCUAAAAGUUUUCCUACUGAUGAUGGCACACAUAUGUCUACAAUUGUUGCUGGCACACCUGGAUAUCUUGAUCCUGAGUACUACAUGACAAAUAGGCUAAAUGAAAAAAGUGAUGUUUAUAGCUUUGGAAUUGUACUAUUGGAGAUGAUCACGAGUCGACCUGCCAUAAGGAGAACUCAUGAUCAUGAUGAGAGGACUCACAUAAGCCAAUGGGUCAGUUUCAUGCUAGCUAACGGGGACAUUAAGAGUAUUGUUGAUCCAAGGUUAAAUGGAGAUUUCGAAGUCAACUCUGUUUGGAAAGCUGUGGAAAUAUCAAUGGCUUGUGUAUCUGUUUCAUCCACUAAAAGGCCAACCAUGACUCAGGUAGUGACUGAACUAAAUGAGUCUUUGGCAAUAGAAUUAGCUCGAAGGAACAAUAGUCGACUGACAGACUCCACAAAUUCAACUGACAUAUUAUCUAUAAAUAUGACUACAGAACUCAGUCCAAUGGCAAGGUAG